This is a messenger RNA of Amoebophrya sp. A120, 1635 nucleotides long. Lineage: Eukaryota; Dinophyceae; Syndiniales; Amoebophryaceae. The record is from the annotation of a GenBank genome assembly.
CUGGAUUUUUCUGAAGAUGUCAGCGAGUACAGGAAUAGCCGCAGAUGAAGUAUGAUGACUGUUGCGAGAAAUAUGACACCAUGUUUACAGUCGUAAAAAUCUAUCUUUUUUGUUGUUGUUGUUGAUUGAAUGACCUAUCAUGAAUGGAUGCAUCAAAAACCUUUCCCAACCUUUUUGCAUCCGCGUGUCAUCAUGGAGCAAUAAAAAAGUAAAGGCGGUGCCACGAUGGCUUUGUUCCGGUAGCUGAAUGAUAUGGCUAACAAGGUUGCCACUGCUGAUAAGGAUGUUCGCAAAAAAGAAGAUGCUUGUAAUAGCAGAAAACGGCGGGAUCGUGAAUUCGAUCGAAGGCAGAAAUAAAUGGAAGGCAGAAAUUAAUGUUCCGCGUUGAAAAAUUGAGCAGGUCAAUGCAAUGAGAACUGUGUCGAAGGUCUCUGAAGGGUCUCAAAUCUGAAUUAGCGGUCGCUUCUGUACUAGUUGACAAGCAUUCGCAGCGCAGUUCACACCACGUAUUUAUUUCGCCGAAGAUCAAUUUUUCAUGUUAUGAUUGGUGACACGCAAUGACAGGCCACCAGUACUGAUAUCGAAAAAGGAAGUUUCACGCACUAGUUAUUUAUUUUGCGUUUCCACCAUACAAGACGAACAUUCACCUUGUUUACUGGCAUUUUUUUGAUUGUUCUUUCGCACAAAUCAAUGGGCCGGUCAAAGAGGUCGCGGAGCCGGCAGAGGCCCCGCGAAGACGACAAGAAGAAAAAGAAGAAAAAGCGCGCCGCCAGCAGUAGCAGCAGUUCGAGCUCGUCGAGUAGCAGCAGCUCAUCGUCCCGACACCGUAAGAAGAAAAGUAAGAAGGAAAGGGCCCGAAAUGGGGCGGAAGCGGCGGAAAAUCAAAUCUCUCUAGCAACGACGAAAGAGCCACGACACGAGAUGGUAAGUAACCAAUGGAAAACAAACGAAGACGAUCCAGAGAAGGAACAACCGAAUUUCGAAGUGAGCGGGCUGCUGGCGAUGGAGGAUGCGUACGAACGGGAGCAGGCCCUGGGCGGUCCUGAUGCGAAGAAGAAGAACUUUCGUACCGACCUCGAAUCAGGGGCAGUCAUCGCAGCGAAGGCAGGCAUACCGAUGGAUGCCGCGGUACCCAACGGUGACACCUGGCGACUCUAUAUCUUCGCGAAGGGGGUGCCAGAUCCGAAGAUUGCUUAUCUCUCGAAGAAGCCCGACUUUCUUUUCGGGAAAGAUCGCAAAAUUGCCGAUGUGCCUACCGACCACCCAUCCUGUUCCAAACAACAUGCGGUCAUCCACUUUCGUAUGAAAAAGGACAAUCAAGCCUCGGGAUCUUCCAAGGAGGGAUACAUGAAUCACGCGCGUGGUUCCGGUGGAAUGAGCGCUCUUGCCGCGAAUACGAUAGUAGUGCCGUACGUCAUGGAUUUAGAGUCCACAAACGGCACUUUUCUUAACGGGGAGAAACUCGAGCCUGCUCGGUACUACGAACUGUUACCAAAGGACAAAUUGAACUUUGCCACUUCGAGCCGCGACUACAUAAUCAUGAAAAAAUGAAAAUGAGGCAUCGCGGACUUCCCCCGUAUUACAAACGAAACGACAUCAACUACGUGCGCAACACGAAAAAAGAAUCAGACGCAG